Messenger RNA from Struthio camelus australis, 3653 nucleotides. The record is from RefSeq and is a predicted model, not a curated record. Lineage: Eukaryota; Metazoa; Chordata; Aves; Struthioniformes; Struthionidae.
AAACACUUCAAGAAUGAGUUCACCACAAGAUAGAAGUAGAAAUUCCUGCAGCAGUGAGCCUCUGGCAAAGUGCCUUCAAGCUAAGAAGGACUUGGAAACAGCUAUUUCUGGAAUUGUCAAAGCUGAACAACAGAUUAAAGACAACUGGAGAGAGGUGAAAGCAAAGAUUCACAGCCACAUAAGUCGCCACCUGGAGUGCCUGCGCAGUCGCGAGGUUUGGCUGUUUGAGCAGGUAGAUCUCAUUCAGCAGCUCAAAGAGGAGGCCUUGCAGCAGCAAGCUCAGCAGCUCUAUUGGUAUUUGGGACAGUUCAAUUGCCUUAUUCAUCAGCUGGAACACUCCUAUAGUAACGAACUAGCGAACCAGAUUUCAGUUUGCCUGGAGAGACUGGAAAGUCUUACUCUUAAACCAGAAGAGUCUUCCGUCCUGAACUUUGAAGCCGACACAUCUUACCUUCGCCAAGCUAUUACCUCAUUUGGCUCCAUUAAAACAAUGCAAACCUCUGAGAGAGAAAAUACUUCUCCCUGGUUUCCAGGGCAGAAUUGUACCCUAAUGAACUGUGAACAGAAAACAUUCCAUGGGACAGUGGGCGCUUCACUGGCUGGCUGGUUACUUGGAAGCAGACCUGUGGGUGUUUGCCAUACUCCAUAUGUACCCAGCACCAAUCUUGAGGACUGGGUUAUGCAGAAAUGUGUGUCAGACUCCAGCCAGGAUUUAAAUUCUUCCAAAGUCUGUUAUUUUGAGCAAGCCUGGGGAAAUCUGAAAGAUUUGGAACACUGGCUCCUGCAGAAUCAACAGCAUGAUGCUGCUGGGAAGAUGGCUUCCUAUGGCCGCAAGGACUCCACCUCUACUUUCACCUCAUCCUUUUCCACUGAAAAGAUUGAGGAAUUGGAAUCCCUUGGUCAAGAAGAGAUGGAUCUUUCUGACUGGCUGCUUAUGCCUAACACGGAAAAUGGAAGUAGUGCUUCAGAUGAGAAAUGGAAGUAUGAAUUUAAACCUUUUAGGGAAGAAUUUAAUCUGAAUGAUUGGCUCCCUAAAGCUGAAACGUGUAGCAGUUGUCGUGGCAGCCAGGCCAAGGGUGUGGAAAUUGAGAACCUGGGAAAUCUGAAGUGCCUGAAUGAGCAUCUGGAUGGAAAGAAACCACCCACCACAUCAACUGUAAAUGCUUGGCUGCUUCAGCAUCCCCCCACCCCAUUGAAGGUGGAAGAUGUGUGCAAAGCAAAUGAGCUGUGUGCCAGCUUUUCAGAGUGCGUCUGUGACGAAAACUGUGGCAAGGAGGCUCUCUGUAAGUGGCUUCUGAAGAAAGAAGGAAAGGAUAAGAAUGGCGUUCCAGUAAGCCAGAAAGCCAUUCCAAACCCUGAGCACGAGAAGCCUAAGUCUGUUGGCAACACCUGGCUUUACCCCUCCCAACAGGUUGCAGAGGAACCUGUGACUGCUGAGAAAUCAGAUUAUUCGGCAGAAAUAGCAGAACCUCUGAAAGUAUUGCUCGAAAGGCCUUUGACAAGCUGGCUGGCCAAGUCUGAGCACAAAGCAGAAAGUGCAGAAGAAAAGGCAAGUAGGGAGAAAGCAGAUACUAGUUUCAAGAGUCCUUUCCUAGACCUCUUGGCUCCGUUCCACCUCCCCCUGAACGUAAACAGUUGGGUGGUGACUUCAAAUAACCUGGAAAAUACUAACCCGCCUCCAGUGGAAGAUAAAUGGCUCCUACGCAAGAAAGCACAAGAAUUUGGCCUUCCUACAGUUUGUGACCUUUUUGCCUGUAUGAAGCUGAGUGGAGAUAAAGAAAAAUGGCUGUACCGGACUCCUUUACAGAUGUGAAGAACUAGAAGUGUUGAAAUUGUCCCCUUCCUGCUGAUUAAUCGCACAUCCACGCUGAGUGACUGCAGCCAGAUGAAUUAUUGUGUUUGUGUUUGGCCGUCUGCUUUUUCUUCCAAAAUUAUAACAAAAAGAAAAAAUAUUCAUAGAACAGAGUUAUGGUGCAGAAAAUGCCUUUUUGUUAUGAUUAAUUCUGAAACGUAGACCCACUGAGCAUAAGCAAACUGACACUGUAGAGGUGUUAGUAAAGUUGUAUCUGUUAUGAGACUAUGUGAAUCUUCUUUAAUGGGUUGUCACUUGAAAGCCAGUGCAGGUAUAAAGCAAAAUCUCUGGUGCUGUGAAACCUCCACCUUUGGUGUUGACUUUUCAGGUGUUGUAGUUCCUCUCAGCUGCUACAACUUUGUUGUGAGUUGGGUUCCAGCUUACUGGGAUCAUAAGAUGGCUUAGGCUGUAUUUGGAAGCAAUUUUUUUUUUUUAUUGGGCAUUUGCUAACUUUAAAGAUUUCGUUUGCAUCUUCUAUUGGUGUGUCUCCCAGCUGAGCCUGGGGAGUCUAGAUUUUGAAAGAGAUAUGAAUUUAUGGGGCCUGACCAGUGACAGGAGAAUUGGUUACUUAGUUUUGUGUGAAAACUUUCCUUGCAGAUUUCUGAGCCAUUCAGAGAACAGGGCAGACUUGGGUCUGUUAGAGGAAAAGAGCAAAGCUGAAUUGCCAGGUUUUUCUGUGGUGUUAGUUUUCAUACAUCAGUAGACUGAGAACCUGUGUCCCUAGUUUUUAGUAACAAUUUAAAUUUCAGUGAAAAAAGCUGUACGAUGGAACAUGUAUGUUUCUACUAGUUUUAGAUAAUUUAUAAAUAACUUGUAUUGACUAAGCCACUGCAAAGCAGGCAUCUUAGCCACAUAGUAUUAAAGUUAAGAUUUGGGGAAUUAGAUGCCUUCUCAUAUUUAAUUGGAAAACACCACCUUGGCAACCUGCGUGGAUCCCACUGAUCCUUUUUAAAGAUACUUAAGCUGUGGAUUUCCUUAGUAUUAUGCAUAUGACAGUGGGGUUGGCGUAGUUGUGAUCACUGCAGCAGUGGGCAUAAUGAGUAACACCACCUUAGGUAUUUAAGAUUUUUGUGUCCAUAGGAAACAGUGCAGAGAUGCUAGAUGGAAAUGUGGAUCAUGCUUGCCAGCUUGCAUGAAAAACUGUAAAAUUAUACAGUCUCUGGUGCAGCUUCUAGUCACUUACACAAAUUAUCUUAAUGAGUGUACAGAACAGCUCCCACUUUGCCCCAUCCCCGAAGUCUUACCUGGAAUAAAAGUGGUUUCCGUUCUUCACAAUGGCGCAGAAAAUAAAUUAUUAGCAAGAUCUAACCUUGAUACCACUUAGCAGACAGGAAUGCAUUCCUGUCUGCUGUAACUUGUGCAUUUGUGUAAAAAUAAAGGUAUGAGAGGGCUACACCGCACCUCUGGAACUAGACCCCCAAAAGGGCUUACGAUCUGUGGACCACUUGAGACUUCUGUAGUUUGGGCUUUCUACUGAAAGCAGGAAGAUGUUUUUGAAGUUAAUUUUUCCCCUUUCAGCGUGUCGUCUUUGCUGCACGGGAAGAGUGCACUGUAACUAACUCCAAUAAUAGCCUACUUUGAUUAGCAAUUGAACUUGAUGAAGGUGAUUGAAGUGCAGCCCACCUCUUAUAAUUCCUUGUAGUUGUCAAUGUGUGCUACUUUGUCAGUUCAUUAUGAGCCUUUAAAACUUGGGGGUUACAUAUGUAUUCAUUUACUUGUUCAACUGAUCUGUUAUCACUAAUUGAUAUUUAUGUAAAACAUUGAUUAGUCUUUUCCAUUAAAAAAAAUAAUUGCAACCAAA